This is a messenger RNA of Micromonas commoda, 7425 nucleotides long. RefSeq lists its product with no specific name. NCBI's taxonomy places the organism in Eukaryota, Viridiplantae, Chlorophyta, Mamiellophyceae, Mamiellales, Mamiellaceae. Bases 1 to 7425 code for a protein of 2474 amino acids. The transcript has a single exon. The record is from RefSeq and is a predicted model, not a curated record.
AUGCGAACGAGGAGCGCGCGACGCGAGCGCGGGGGCGACGUCGCGCCGGGUUUCCCGCGCUGCGACGACCGUCAGAAUGGUCCCGCGUCCUCGGCGCGAUCCCGCGGGAUAUCGGCGCCGUCUCGCCUCCUGCGGCUCGCGUUGCUCGUGGGAAUUCUCGUCGCGGGCGCGGCGGCCCCUCACGACCCCUCCGUCGACGCCGCCGCGCACGUCGGCGGCGACGUGUACGCGCUGGACCUCCUCCCGAGCCGAGGGCCGGCGCUCGGCGGCACGCGCGUCACCUUCCACGGCCGCGGUUUCACCACCGACAUGGCGUGCCAGUUCGGCCCGCACACGAUCCUCCCGACGAGCGUCUCCCCCGAGGGCGACGCGCUCGUAUGCGUGACGCCGCCGUUUGGGCGCCCCGCCGGCGGAUUCAUCGCCGUCGGGAUCACCAUCACGACCGCCAAGGCGUGGCCGGCCGAGAGGGGGGGUGCCGAGGGGGGUGCCGAGGGGAAAGGGCGGCCGGCGGCAACCCCGAGGGGCGCCAGGUCGUUCGAGUACGCCGUGGCGUGGGUCCUUCGAUCCGUCGCGCCGUCGCGAGUGGAUUCCGCGGGCGGCGGCGUGGUGUGGGCCACCGGGUCGCACCUCCACGCGGCGGGCUCGUGCCGAUUCGAAUCACCCGCGUCUUUUGGCGGCGGUUCGCCUUCCUCGUCGUUCGCGGCGGCUCGAGUCGUGUCCUCCGCGUUGAUUGCGUGCGAGGCGCCGGCGAUGGGGAUCGGCGUCGGCGCCCUCGCGGUCGUGUCGGAGAACCCGUCGGCGGCGCAGGAGGUGCUUCGACACGGGCACGAUCCGGGCGACGCCGGCGUGCCCGGGCUCGCGCUGGUCACCCGUCGCCCGCCCAAAGUCCACCGAGUCGUCGCGCGCGGAUUUUCAUCCGGGUUUUCAAACUACUUGGCGGGUACAUCGCUGACGAUGUACGGCUCCGGGUUCGACGCGAACGGGGGUUCCAAUAGGGAAGACGCGUCGCCCGGGAACGACGCGGGCGGGGACGGUUCCUCCGGGGGUGGCGACGACUGGCCCGGGAACGGGGCGGGGGGCGCGGUGGGAACGGUGUGGGUGGCGGCGACGUAUUCGUCCCCCGGCCGCGUCGAUUGCGUGGCUCCGGACCUCGCUCCGGGCGCGACAAAAUCUCUCCGGGUGGCGUACCGCGACGCGCGCGACCCGGCGGGCGUCGGCGUCGAGUGGCUGGCGAUCGAGCGCCCGGGCGGCGGCGAGUUUGGCGCGGCCCGGGAGUUUGGGGCUUAUGGGUCGGCGGCGAGUGGGGCGUUUUUCGUCGCCGUUCCGUCGACGGCGGCGACGCGGGGGGGCGGCGCGGCGGUGGACUUUUUCGGCGCGCCGCCGGACGACGCCUUCGGGGUUUGCGGCGACGACGACGUUCACGCGGGAUCAUACGGCGGCUCGGGUUCGGGUUCGGGUUCGGGUCUAGGUAAGGGUUCGGGUGCGGGGUUUAGGUUCGGGUGCGUCGCCGGCGCGAGGCCCGGCGGCGGGUUUGUCGCCGUCUCCGCGCGCGGGUCCUCCGCGUUCCCUUCCGGCUCAUCCGCCGGCGCUCCCUUCGUCGCACUCGCGUUCGCGUACGUCCGCGCGCCGUCGCUCCGCGCCGUCGCGCCGCGCGAGGGUCCAUCCGCCGGCGGCUACGUCGCGUGGAUCGUCGGCGACAAUCUCAAAACCUUUGGCGAUGAGACGGGUUCGGCGGUGAGAUGCCUCUUCGCGUGGGCGGGAGCGGAUGCCGUCGCGCGCCAUUCGCCGCCCGCGAGCGCCGUAUCCUCGACGCUGGCGGCGUGCGAGGCACCGCCCGCUCCGACGGCGUCUGGACGAGACGUUCGCGCGUUCGCCGUGGACGUCGGCUCGCACGCGCUGGGGUGGUCCGAGAUCGGGUCGGCGCUCAUCGCGUGGCCCGUCUCGCUCCGAGUCGGCAGCGUGACCCCAUCCGUCGUCUUAUCCGCCGGGGGCGUGUUCGUGAGGCUCUCCGGCCGAUCGUUCCCAGCCUCCGCGGAGGCGGCGUGGUGCCGCGUGGGCUCCGUCGGACCCGUCGCCGCUCGAGUCGAAUCGUCGGACGCGAUCGGGUGCGUGACCCCCGCGACGCGACCGACGGCGGCCGUGCCGGUGACCGGUCCGAGCGCCGCGGUGGGGGUGGUAUCCGUCGACGUCGUCGUCGGCGGGUGGGGCGAGCGCGGGGUGGGCUUGCCGAGCGCGUUCCCGGCGAGGACGGGAUCGGGAUCGGGGUCGGGAUCGGGGUCGGGGUCGGGGUCGGGAUCGGCGGUGGCGUCGGCGGACACGACCGCGGGGUCGAUGGACGCCGCGACCGACGUUCGGACACCCAUCGCGCGGAUGUACCCGCUGGGCGCGGCGCCCGAUCCCGGUUCGUUAGCCGCGUGGCUCGCCGACGGCGCCGCUCGAUGCGUCUUUUCGAACGUCGUCGGCGGCGGCUUCGCGGCGGCGUCCGCGGCCGGUCUUCACGCGGUCGACUGCCCCGUCCCGCUCGCGCCUCCGGGGUUCGUCUCCGCGCGCGUCGUCGUCGGGUCGCACGGGUCGUCCGUGGAGGCCGUCGGGUCCGUCGAGAUUGAGUUCAGGCCGUCGCCCGUCGUCUCGGGGCUGCGAGGCGGGGUUGGAGAUUUCGGCGGCGGCGGCUCGACGGCUUCCGCGGGGGAAAACGCCGUCUUCGACGUCGACGGCGCGGGGUUCUUCCCGGGUUUGACGUGCGUCUGGUGCGGCGUCGCCGGCGCGGAGGCGAACGUGCUCUCGUCCGUCGCGGCGCGGUGCGAGCAGCCGGGGUUGGAGACGUUGACGUUGACGGCGGCGGGGGCGACGGAGGGAGUCGCGUGCGCGCUCGGGCUGGUGUCGGGCGGCGCCGACGACGGUCUGUUGGGCGCCGCCGCCGUCGCCGACGGACCGACUGCGCUGGUCAUGCCGUUUCCCGCGGAGAUGACGGCGGUGACGCCGAGCGCCGGACCGGCGUCGGGCGGAUCCGUCGCGAUCGCGCGGCUGGCGGGUUUUUCGUUUACGCGGAGACGCGCGGAAACGCACGGAAACGGGGGAUUUUCCUGCCGAUUCGGGACGAUCGGCCCCGUCGCGGGAGCUCCCGCGGGUGGAGGCGCCGGCGGCGUGCGUUGCGAGACCCCCGCGCAUGUGCCGGGCGCCGUUGCCGUCUCCGUCGCCGGCGCGCGGGGCGGUUCGUCGUUUGCGUACGUCGACGACGGGGGGAUUUCUAUUUCCUUCCGGAGGGAUUCCGGAAGCGUGGCGCCGUCAGCGAUUCCCUCCUCCGGGGACGCCGCGGGUCACGACGCGGUGGACGUGCACGCGCGGGGGUUCGGCGGCGGGCUCGUCGCGGCGGGGAUCGCGUACCUGUGCGUGCUCGGGGACGGCGGCGGCGUCGCGAGCGCGACGACGAGAGGCGUUGGUUGGACCCGGUGCGGCGUCUUGCCGUCGACGGCGCCGAGCGGGUUCACGACCGUCUCGGUGGCCGCGCGCGAGGGUGCUGAGGGUGCCGAGGGUGCCGAAGGUGCCGAGGGCGCGUACCUCGCGGGGUUCGUCGCGGCGUCGGGAAGCGUCGAGGUGUACGUGCAGGCGUCGGUACAGGCGUUGAUCCCGCGCGACGUCGUCUCCGGCUGGGAUUCGACCCUGACGCUGCUCGGCGAGCACCAGCGGAGGGGCGACGGCGGUGCGGGGUGGACGGGGGAUGCCCACUUCUUUUGGUGCUUCUUCGGCGACGGCGUCGCCGUUCCCGCGCGGUCCGUGUCCUCCGCGCUCGCCGUCUGCGAGAUUUUGCCCGCCGCCGCCGACGACGAUGAACGACGAUCGUCGUCGUCGCGUUUGGCGUCUUCAUCGUCGCGUUUGGCGUCGGACGACACGAACGACGCAUCCGACGAGUCCGACGAGUACCCGACGAGCGUCCGACGGGCGCACCCGCGCACGCGUCGCGUCGACCUCGCGGCGCCCGCCGCUUUCAAUCGCGGCCGAGGCGCGCCGUGCGGCGGACCGGAUUCCGGCUGCCGAUCCUUCACGCACCACCCCGCGCCCCUCGCCCUUCACCGCGUCCGACCGACGUCCGUGGCGGUCACGGGCGGCUCGAUCGUCGCGAUGCACGGCUUACGCUUCGCGGACGUUCCCAACCUCGGCUGCCGCUUCGGGACGAUUGGGCCGACGUCGGCGGCGUGGGCUUCGGCGGCGACUGUUCGGUGCGUCGCGCCCGGACGAGCCCCGGGACCCGCGCCGGCGUCGGUACUGGGAACAUCGUUCGACUCCCAAGUCGCCGUGACGUUCCGGGACCCGGUGGUGGACGCGACGAAGGGCGGGGUUGUCCGCGUGGCGUCGCGAAGCGGCGGAUCGUCGACGCUCGUCGUGGUCCGCGGGAUAUACGCGGGUACGUCGACGGCGGAACCCCUCGUCGCGACGGUCCUCGGCGUCGGCGGCGGCGGACACGCACGGGCGACGUGUACGACGGGUGCCGAGGGUGCCGAGGGUGCCGAGGGUGCCGAGGGUGCGUACUUGGCGGGGUUAAACAGCGGGUGCGGCGGGCGGCUGGGCGCCGGGGCUGGGGCUGUCGUCGCGCGGUUCAACGUUCCCGCGCCGGGGGACCGGUUCGAGUCGUUCGGCGGCGUCGCGUUUCGGGUCGUCGCCCUCGGUUUCGACGCCGAGACUUUCGCGCACGGCGGCGAACACCCAAACCCCGGCUCCGGGGACGUUCCCACCGUCCCGUCGCACUCGGCGUCCCCGGGGUGGGAGGGUUCGAUCGAGGUUCAGUACCUGGACGACCCCGUCGUCGUCGCCGCCGUUCCCGCGGCGGCGAGCGCGGCGGGCGGCGCGCUGGUCACCGUACUCGGCGCGCCCGGUCCGUCGUCGUUUCGCGUCGACGAUUCUCGAGUCUUCCGGUGCGUCUUUGGGCGAUUGGCGGUUGCGAUGAACGCGGUGUCGUCCGUCGUCGCCGUCUGCGAAACCCCGCCCGCGACGGGGGAGCGGGAAGGGGCGGGGAGCUCCGCGGCGAGCGCGCUCGGCGCCUCCGUCGACGGCGUUUGGUUCGAGUCGCGGACGUCGGCGGCGUCGUCGGGCGGGACGGUUUCGUUUUCGCACCGCGCGCCCGUGGUGACGCUCGACGUCGCGCCCGCGCGAACGGUUACGAACCGACACGAACCGUUACAAACGUCGCCGAUUGUGUUGACGGUGACGGGCCGCGGGUUCGGCGCGACGUCGACGGAUGGCUUCGGGGCGUCCGAUCCGUGGGCGCCCGCCUGCCGCGUGGGCACGAUAGGUCCCCUCGCGACGACCCAAACGUCCGCGACGUCGGUUCGAUGCGUCGCCCCCGCGGGUAACGGCCGUAACGGCCGCGCGACGCCCGUGGCGGUCCUGCGCGACGGCGUCAGGGGCGGUCCGCACGCGCCGACUUUGGCGUUUGUCGAGUUUGUCGUCGACGCGUCUUUGGCGUCCGAUGGAUCAUCCGAUGGAGCCGAUAAUCCAUCCCACGACUCUCCGGCGAAUACCGCCAGGCGCGCCUCCGAAGCGCUCAUCCGAGGAACGGAUCCCGCGUCCACGACGGGCGGCGUCCCUGUGGAGAUUCGCGGCUCGGACGUACCCCAUCGCCAGUGCUGGUGCCUCUUCGGCCGCGCGUACGUAUCGAAGGUGCUCCGCGUGUCCUCCGCGGUGUCCAGGUGCGCGGAGGCUCCGAUGAGUGGCGGUUUAGGGGUUGGUGGGGGCGGGAGGACGCGCGUCGUCGUCAGGGUGGCGUGCGCCUGGGGCGCGGCGGGUCCGCCAGCCGCGCUCGAACCGUCGGACGCCGCGACUCUUUCGACGGCGGCGGCGUCGGCGUUCGCGAUUGGCGAAUCCGGGGUGGCUCUCUCCCUCGUCUCGCGCCCUGUGAUAUCGUCGGCGUCGCCGCUUCACCUGUCCGGCUCCGGCGGCGUCGCGAUGACCCUCACCGCGUCGUCGCUCCAGCACGCCGGCGGCGACGACGCCAACGCCGACGGGGACGGGUCUCGGUACGGGUGCCACUUCGGGUCGGUCGGGCCGAUCGCUGCGAGGUCCAUCGGAGAGGAUCGGGUCGGGUGCGUCGCGCCGGCGCUCGGCGUCGGAAAGGUGACGGUCGGUUUAUCGCUGGACGCCAACGCGCGGGAGACGGAGUGGUCCCACCUCGUCGUCGUUCGCGUCGAUUCGUAUUACCUGGAGGGGUUUCUCGCUCGUGGCGCGGAGGGCGCGGGGAUGCCGAGCGGCGGCGCCGCUUCGGGCGGCGCGACGUACGAAUCCGUCGCGGACGUCGCGGGUAUUCGUUCAUCCGCUAAUGCCGACCGGACAUCUGUAUCCUCCGUCGUUCGAUGCGCGUUUGGCGACGCUCGCGUCGCGGGGACGUGGAUCCACCGCGGCGGAAACGGGGCGGGCGUCGGCGGCGGCGGGGUCGCGUCCGUGCUGUGCGUCACGCCCCCGCGGCUGACGUCCGCGGGUUUCGUCCCUGUUCGAAUCUUCGUCGACGGCUCGGACGCCAACGCGCUCGGCGAUUCGGCGAUUUUUCAGUACGCCGUCGCGCCGGACGCGAGGGUGCGGACGAUCUUCCCGCGUACCUCGUGGGGCGCCGAGGUGGUGUCCGUGGCGGGUGCGCACCUCGCGGGCCCCGGGGACGCCAUCGGCGGCGCCCCGAGGCGAUCGAGCGGAUCCGAAAACGCGGGCGAGACGCGUUGCGUCUUCGCCGGCUUCGUCUUUCCCGCGCGCGUGGUUUCGUCGGCGGUGAUGACGUGCGAGACGCUCGCGGAGGUUUGGUCGCCCGGGCGGGCGAAUAGACGCGGGCGCGCGUGGUGGGGACCCGACGCGUACGACGACGAUGGCGACCAGUCACCGCCCGACCAGUCACCGGUCGGGGCGUCGCUCGCGAAGGGCGCCGAGGGGCUUCGGGUUCACGAGGGUGGCGACGCGAGGCGCGGGGUUCGCGCCGUGUCGGCGUGCGCGAUCGGGUCGGAUUGCGGUUCAACCGGCGACGGGUUCGGGGCGGGUUCAAACGGCGGUUCGAACGUGGGCGGCGCAAACACGCUCUGGUUCCAGAGCGUCCGGGCCAGUUCGGUGAAAGAGGCGGACAUCGACGAGGGUUGGGACGACGGCGGGACGCUCGUGCGUCUGGCGCUGUCCACGCGGACGCCGGCGGAUUGGCUGGAUUGCGUUUUUGGCACCACGCGGGUGCCCGCGAGGCCGGCGGCGGCGUCGAGCGACCCGCCGCUCGUCGACGCCGAGAGCGCGAGGGAGCUGGCGGACGCGAUGGCGCGUUUGGGAGGCGGGAAAAGCGGGGCGAACAUGGACCUGGAGUGCAUAUCGCCCGCGCACGCGCCGGGAGUCGUCGACGUCGAGAUCGCGCUGACGCGCUCGAGGAUGCCGUCAUCGGGAGGCGCGGUGAAAUUUGCGUACGUCUGA